GACUGCCCUCACAUGACUCGCCUGCAACCACGGCAUAUCAAAGCUACGAAACGCGACAAAUUAAAAGCGAAACGCCUCUCUCACCACCCCCACCCACUCGUUUCUCUCUCUGCUAAAAGCAUCCCCAAAGCACACAUUUUUUCAGUACUACUCCUACAGCUACUCUGCAUUCCCAUUCUCUCCUACCUCCUUCCGUGUCUCUCUUUUUCACCCUUUCCCUUUACUUUUUCACCUCUCUCUCUGUAGAGGGUUUUUCCUAGGAAAAAAUCUAACCAAAUAAAUUAGCUGCUUACUUCUGUUCUGGCUCUGGCUCUCCCGACCAUGGAAGCUUUCAGUUUGCUCAAGUACUGGAGAGGCGGUGGGGGUGGGGGUGGUGGUGGUGGUGUGGCUGAUGCUGUUAGUGUGCGCGCUUCCGGUGCUAAUGUGCGCGCGGGGGCUGCUGGGACUACGACCAUUGUUACUGCUGUGAGUAACCAGGUGGUGGAGACUGACGACGAGGAGGAUGAUGACGGGCCGUUCUUUGACUUGGAGUUUGCUGUCCCUGACGAAGAGGAGGAGGGGGAGGGGGAGGGAGAGGGAGAGGAGGGGGUUGAGAAGAGCAGGGGCAAUGUGGAGGAGGGAGAGGAAGAAGAGGAUGAUGACGUGGAGUCCACCGGUACCGAGGGGGAGAGGGAGUUCAAGUUCACGCUGUCGUCAUCGGGUUCGAGCGGCGACCGGACGGAUCCAAACCUGUCGCUGUCUCCCUCUGAUGAUUUGUUCUUCAAAGGGAGGCUCGUGCCGAUUGAGCCUUCCUCGCUUGUUUUCAACUCAUCUGAACCUAACUCCAAGGGAAAUCAGUUUCCGGUUUCCUUGUUGAAGUCAGCCACUAAGUUUCGGGUGUUCAUGCUGGGGUUGAAGAAGUCAAAGUCGAGCACGGUGGAGAAAACGGAGUCCAAUGGAUCUGCUUCCGCCACUCCUAAACAGGACAAGCAGGAAUCGCAGGGACAGCCGCAGCCGCAGCCGCAGUCGCAGUCGCAGCCGCAGCAGCAGAAGCAACAAGAAAGCAAGUUUUUCACAGUGAAGUUCAAGGUGGAAGAAGUUCCGAUCAUGUCUCUGUUCACCAGAGACAACAGUUCUCGAAGCUCCACCGGUACUACUAAGGCGCAGAAGCAGAACUCCGACGAAACUGCUUCAGACGAAAAGCGAUUCUCCAAGGACGUAAUGCAGAAGUACCUGAAGAUGGUUAAGCCGCUCUACGUUCGCGUCUCGAGAAGGUACGGCGAGAAGCUGAGGUUCUCCGGCCAGUUGAGUUUAGGUUCAGGAGCAAAGCCAGGGCCUGCGACGGCCCCGGCGGCAAAUCAAAAAACUUCUCCGACUAAGUCGAAGACCGAACCCGACCAAGACGUUACCGAAACACCGGCGAUCAACGCAAAGAGCCAGAAACAGGGGAAUAUACCCGCCGGACUACGCGUGGUCUGCAAGCAUUUAGGGAAAAGCCGAUCGGCCUCGUCGGCGGUAGCAGCGGUGCCUUCUGCGCCUUGUCAGAGCAGAAGACGCGAUGAUUCGCUGCUGCAACAGCAGGAUGGGAUUCAAAGCGCGAUUCUCCACUGCAAAAGAUCCUUCAAUGCCUCCAGAGAUCUAGAUUCCUCUCUCCUGUCCCGGUCCGUGAGCGAUCCAUCACAUGAGAAAUCCCUUGAUAUAUCAAGAAACUCCUCCGAACAACUCAAAGACGUUAGUCUCUGAGCUUCCUCUGUGUUUACAAGAACAGGAAAAAAAAAAGCGGGAAAAUGGUGCAGAUUGAUGUUUUUUCAAUUUUCUCCCAAUCAUUCUCAAAUCAAAAGAGAAAGUUCGAGAAAAUGAAUUAUUAUUACAAUCUGCUUCCCACAUUAUCCCGGUGCUCUGUGUAAAAAUUUUUAUUAAUUUUUUUUCUUUGAUCAUGACGAUCAAGUAGCAGUCUGUAAAGCUUUAUCUUCCCAUGAAAGUGAAAAUAGAACGAGAUCUUCGUUGUA
This is a messenger RNA of Vitis vinifera (wine grape), 1988 nucleotides long. RefSeq names its product probable membrane-associated kinase regulator 2. The coding region runs from base 322 to 1722 and encodes 466 amino acids. The record is from RefSeq and is a predicted model, not a curated record. The transcript has 2 exons. Lineage: Eukaryota; Viridiplantae; Streptophyta; Magnoliopsida; Vitales; Vitaceae. Gene Ontology annotation, cellular component: plasma membrane.